AUGGCUUCCUCCAAGGAUCCCAUCAUCGUCGUCGGAGCAGGCGUCAUAGGUCUGUCGGUCGCGACGCUGCUUCAAUCCUGCUACCGAGACGCACCCAUCACCAUCAUCGCCGCGGAAACACCAACCACCCCGUCUCCGUCGGCGGAUUAUGCGUCAAUGUGGGCAGGAGCACACUAUCGCCCUGUCCCAGGUUCGACGCCACAGCUGAAGCAAGAAGCGCAGAUGGCGUUGCGCACCGCGGAAAGGAUGGAACGGAUUGCAGACGAAAGUCCCGAAGCUGGUGUGGCCUUCUCUAUGGGCGUUGAGUACCUCGAAGACCCACCAAAAGAGGUGGCAGGCUUAAAGACUGGCGAUGUCUAUGCUUCGCCGAACGAUGGGUUCCGGGUCCUCGACCAGACCGAACUGCCUGCAGGCGCGAAAUGGGGCUGCGAAUACCGCGCCUAUUGCGUCAACGUCCAGCCGUAUUGCCGAUGGCUCCUAGACCGCUUUAUUUCGAAAGGCGGGCAGGUUAUUCUACACCGACUGUCGAGCGCGGCGGACGCCUUUGACUUUGCCCGGCAAAGAGGGCUCGGUAGGGUCAAGACGGUCGUCAAUUGUUCCGGCCGCAACUUCGACCAGGACCCAAAAGUGAAGAUCAUCCGAGGUCAGACUGUACUGGUAAAGCAGCAAUAUGACAAGACAGUGACACGGCAAAAUCGCGACGGAAGUUGGGCCUUCCUCAUCCCGCGCCCGCGUGGCGGAGGUACAAUCGUAGGCGGAACAAAAGAGAUAGGUGAUCCGGAGACACACCCCCGACCAGAAACACGACAGAAAUUGCUUCAGCAAGCUGUCGACGCAUACCCGGAUUUCGUGGACUCGGUCGAUAAAUUCAAGAUCUUGAAAGACAAUGUCGGACGGAGACCAUGGCGGGAAGGCGGCUUCCGCAUUGAGACCGAAUUCAUCUCUCCCGAAAGGAGAAUCGUCCAUGGUUACGGUGCUGGUGGACGCGGGUAUGAACUGAGCUGGGGCACGGCUGAGAGAGUCGUAGAGCUCGUCAACGCAUCUCCAGCAGCCAAACCCCGGUUAUAG
Molecule: messenger RNA, 1068 nt
Organism: Capronia epimyces CBS 606.96
Lineage: Eukaryota; Fungi; Ascomycota; Eurotiomycetes; Chaetothyriales; Herpotrichiellaceae
Exons: 1
Coding region: 1-1068 (355 amino acids)
Molecular function (GO): FAD binding; D-amino-acid oxidase activity
Source: RefSeq, a predicted model, not a curated record